AUGGCUCGGAUCUCGUGUUCAGACGUGUUCGCGGUAACCGGACGCGAUCAGAUCGACGCACACGCGACACAGUGCGCGGUCUCGACACGACUGCCGGCCCCGCCGCCCCGCCGCCGCCGGUGCAUCGCGCCCCGCCCCGCCCCGCGCCCCGCCGCGCAACGCGGCUGCAUUUAUUGCAGUGCCAAUGCAAAAAAAUAUGUUUUAAAAAAGCUGGGUAUGCGAUCUAAUGAAGAGUUAUGGUGGCAGAAUUACAGAAGAAAACGGUUGAACCAUGAAACUGUCAGCACUGAAUUGAUCUUACGAAAGAGUUUUGUGGAAAUGCUUAGAGAGUACACUAGCCACUCCUCUAUAGCUGGGGUUAAGAAAAUUACUGAUAGUAACAUACAAAAAAUAUUGAGAAUGAUGUGGUCUUCAAUAUUAUGCGCUAUGUUCGGUAUAACUUGUUACUUCAUACAUUACACAUGGUCAGAUACAUUAUCCAAACCCUUCAUAGUGACCAUGGAAUCAACCACAUAUCCGAUAUCCAAUAUUAACUUUCCGGCGAUCGCUUUAUGCAAUUCCAACAGAAUAAGCAGAAAGUCACUUAAAGCCAUCGUGAGUAACAUUAAUACACACCACAACUAUACAUCAAAGGAACUACAAUGGUUUUAUAUGCAACACGGCCGCUUUUUAGAUUUUACGUGGAAUGAGAGGCUACGGACGCUGGCAGCAGUGGAGUAUUAUAAUUCUCAAUACUAUAAGAACAGCCAACAAAUCGUUAGCGUCAUGAAGAAGCUCGCACCCAACUGUGAUGAGAUGCUGCUAAGCUGCAUGUGGGGUGGUGAUAUUGUGAACUGCAGUGACAUAUUCAGUGUGCGACGCACCGUCCGCGGACAUUGCUGUGUUUUUAAUUAUGUUUUGGACUACAAUUCGGCGGACAGUCCAAAUCAGACAAUUGCAGACGUAAAGAAACAGAAUCAGGCUGGAUAUUACAAUGGACUGAAUGUUUUUCUGGAUCCAAUUGCUGAGGACUAUGUUUACCCUUUAAACAAUAUUAAAGGUUUUGAUGUGCUGGUAUUUGAUUCUACACACUUCGCCGAUCCCACUGGUGGGGGUGUAAUACAUCGUGUAUUAGAAAUAAACAAAGCGAUUUAUGUUGAACUUCAGUCAGUUAAGCAAAUAGCCACUACGGAAGUCCGGAAAUAUUCAACUCAGACGAGAAACUGUUUAUUCCGUGAUGAAGAAAAGAGCUUCGGAAAUAUGUAUUCAUACAGCGCUUGUAUUAUAAGAUGCAAAAUAAAAACAGUUAAGUCAUUAUGUAAAUGUACACCAUACUUUCUGCCUAUUACUGAAAAUGAUGGUCCAGUAUGCAAUCUUGAACAUCUGAGAUGCUUGAAUAAAUAUAAAGAGAAACUUUUAUAUAUAUUUCCUAUAAAUGUUCUGAACACAAUUGGAUUGGAAUUAGAAAUCCAAGAUUCCCUCUAUUGUCCGGAGUGCUUACCAGAUUGCGAGUUCACGCAGCACUUCACGAGAGUGUCUAAAAUACCUCUUAAAAUUGAUAAUGAGCAUGCACAGAAGCAGUUUAAAGGAAUUCAAUUUAGUGGCCUUAAAGGUAUCAAUUUAUCUAAUAAAUGCUUUUUAAGUAUUUACCAAUCUACACCUGAUGGGAACUUGGAUCGUUUGGAUGUAGUAUCAUAUUGGUUUGAAGUCCUUAGCACAUUUGGCGGUUUUGCCGGCGUCGUCAUUGGAUUUUCUAUAAUUAGCAUUGUGGAAUUAAUUUACUUUUUUUGCAUUAGAUUCUUUCAAAUAUUCCAUGCAAAUUUAAAAAAUUAUUAA
Messenger RNA from Achroia grisella, 1815 nucleotides. RefSeq names its product sodium channel protein Nach-like. Gene Ontology annotation, biological process: sodium ion transmembrane transport. Gene Ontology annotation, cellular component: membrane. The record is from RefSeq and is a predicted model, not a curated record. NCBI's taxonomy places the organism in Eukaryota, Metazoa, Arthropoda, Insecta, Lepidoptera, Pyralidae. Gene Ontology annotation, molecular function: ligand-gated sodium channel activity. The transcript has 12 exons. Bases 1 to 1815 code for a protein of 604 amino acids.